AUACAGCUACGAAUGGCCAGGCUCAGUUCUCUCAGCUCUCCCUUAGGAGCCAUUAUCCCUCUUGCCUCUGGCCUCUCCUCCUUACUCCCUAGCUCCUGCCUCACCCCUCCUUAUUUCCUCAAUUGCUGUGCUUCCAGAUCCCUGAUUUUCCCCCUAAAACGUACCUUCUAUUAUAUCUACUUUUUUACCCGCUGUUUAGUGGGUUGCCCCACAAUUGACAGUCACAUUUUAAGGAGGGGUAUACUGCCCAAAGUUUAUGAGCAGAUUUUGGAGUACCUCUUUGUGGUGCUUGUUGUCUAAGCUAUGUUCUGGACCCUACAAUGACAUCUUGCACACAAACACCCAUAUAUCUUCCCCCAAAACAUACAUAAGCCCACACGUGCAUAUAAACUCACAUAGACACAUACAAAGAUGCAUACAACUGCCCCCACAAACAUAUACAUAAUCCCCACAUGCAUAAACCCACAUGCACACACAUGCACAUACACAAAGAUGCACACAAAAACCUGCCACAAAAUGCACCUGAACACAUAUAAACACACACAUAAAUCACCCCACAAGUGCAUAAAUGCUCACACACGCACACAAACGUAAACCCAUACACGCAGGCCUACUUGUUGCCUCAGCUCUGCCAGACUAUCUUCCUUGCCUCUCUUUGGAGACCGGAGCAACAUGAGGCUGAGAGGAAGUGAAACCUGCCCCAACAGGAAGUGAAAAGAGGAUGGUGAGCUUUUCUGGUGCUUCUGACACAGCUGUCGGGGGACUCAGCAAACAGUCUGCAGUUUCUGGAGCUGCUCUGAGUCCUGUCAGGUUUCCAUCUGAGCAAUUUCCUCUUCCGGCAUCCCAAUGCCUGUGGAUGGCCCAUCUGGGUGGCCAGCCCUGCUCUCCCUGCUUCUGGCCGUGGCGAUGCCUUUUUUCUGCUCAGCCAUAUCCAUAGAUGAAGCAUGGAACCAGCUGUUGAUGAGAGAGAAGAUGAUGCAGCUGGGGGGGCAGCUGGUGCUGACCGAACAGGAGGAGCUAGCCAAUGAGAGGCUCAUGGCCCUCAAAAAGGCUGAGGUGACACAGGCGAUGAGGACCCAGAAGUUUCCUCCCAGCAUGCACUUUUUCCGGGCCAAGACUCUCAUUGAGAAAAGUGAGGUGUUUAAUAUCCUGAAGAAGAUGCCAAAAGGGGCUGCCUUACACGUCCAUGACUUCAGCAUCCUGAGUAUGAACUGGCUGGUGAAAAAUGUCACGUACAGGCCCCACUGCCAUUUCUGUGUCACCCCAAGCGGGUACUUGAAGUUCAAAUUUGCUUAUCCAGCACCCCCUACUCCUAAACCAGCAGAGUGUUCGGAGUGGGUUUUGCUGGAGAAAUAUCGAAAGGAGCUACAGAAUGUCACUGAGUUUGACAACAGACUUCUUCAGACUUUCACUCUGAUGACCGAGAACCCUGAGGUGGCUUAUGCAAACCAGGAUGCAGUCUGGUCCAAGUUUAAUAGUAUCUUCUUCACAAUCUCUGGCCUUGUCCACUAUGCACCAGUGUUCAGAGACUAUGUCUUCCAGGCACUGGAGGAGUUCUACCAGGACAAUGUACUCUACCUGGAGCUCAGAGCCAUGCUGUUCCCGGUGUAUGAACUGAACGGGACUGUCCAUAGCCAAGAGUGGUCGGUGAAGACUUACAGAGAAGUGGCUUGUAUGUUUGCAGAAAAGCAUCCUGGGUUUAUUGGAAUCAAAAUCAUUUAUUCGGAUCACAGAGCCAAAAAUGUGUCCUUCAUCAUGAAAUCCAUCCAAACAGCCAUGACGCUCCGAACCAUGUUCCCCAAGAUGGUGGCAGGGUUUGACCUGGUGGGACAUGAGGACCCUGGCCACUCCUUGUAUGACUACAGGGAGGCUUUGAUGAUUCCCACCUUGCAUGGCGUUAAACUGCCUUACUUUUUCCAUGCUGGAGAGACAGACUGGCAGGGUACUUCCAUAGAUAGAAACCUUCUGGUUGCUCUAAUACUGAACUCUACCAGGAUUGGCCAUGGAUUUGCUUUGACCAAACACCCAGCAGUCUGGGCUGACUCCUGGAAGAAGGAUAUCCCCAUAGAAGUCUGUCCCAUCUCCAACCAGGUUCUGAAACUGGUGUCUGACUUGAGAAACCAUCCUGCUGCUGUUCUGAUGGCCACUGGGUACCCCAUGGUGAUCAGUUCUGAUGACCCAGCAGUCUUUGGUGCCAAAGGCUUGUCCUAUGAUUUCUAUGAGGCCUUCAUGGGUAUUGGGGGAAUGGCAGCUGAUCUGAGGACACUCAAACAACUGGCCAUGAACUCUAUCAGGUUCAGCACCUUGAUGGAUAUUGAUAAAAAAGCUGCCAUGAAAACCUGGGAGGAGAGAUGGAAUAAGUUUGUAGCUGACCUGGCCGGGAGGCCAAAGUGAAUUGUCUGGGCUGGAAAAACCUAAUGUCCAGGGCACCAAGAGUCCUUGACUUGCCAGGCUUAUUGUACAAGUCCCCAUCAUAUGGCUUAUGAUGAAUGCCCUGGUCCAGCCCCCUCCUCCUGGGUCCUGGAGCUUUUCGUCAGUUGGCACAGCUCCCAGGAAGGGCAGGGAGACUUCUGGAAAUUAAAACUGAGGGAAUGUUGUUGGAGAUGUGAAUCAUCUUAUUUCCCAACAGGUGAGAAUUUGGGAUCCAGACUCAGAGAAAACCCUGGAGCAUUUUUCUUAUUAUCUUGAAAUAAUGUGAAACCUUCAGAAAAGUUGCAAGAAUAGUACAAAGAACUCUAACAUACUCUGUCUAGGUUUCCAAAUUAUUGACAUUUUAUAACAUUUGCUGUAUCAUUCUCUCUAUGUAUCUGUAUCUCUUUCAAUGUCUGCAUGAUAUAUCCUAUUUUUUCUAACCAAUUGAGACUUAAGAUGCAGACAGUAUGGCCCAUUACUUAUAAACACUCCAGUCUACAUUUGCUGAAGACAGUGUCAUUCUCCUAUGUAACCACAGUUUAACCAUCCAAAGCAGGAUAUUAACAUUGAUAAGAUACUACCAUCUCUCCCUGGCCCUUCCAGGCAUGUUUCUUCUCUCUGCCCAGAACCUGACCCAGGAUCACAUGUUACAUUUAGUUAUCUCCUGUCUCUUUCAGUCUGGAACAGUUCUUCAGUAUUUCCUUGUCUUUUGUGAUGUUGACAUUUUUUAAAAACGUUUUUAUUUAUUUAUUUUGAGAGAGAGAGAGAGAGAGCGAGUUUGUGCAUGCGUGCAGGAGCAGGGGAGGGGCAGAGAGAGUAAGAAUUCCAAGCAGGCUCCUUGCUGUCAACACAGAGCCCACCUCAGAGCUCAAUGCCACAACCAUGAGAUCAUGACUGGAGCUGAAAUUAAGAGCCAGAUGCUCAACUGACUGAGCCACACACUCAGGCACCUUGUGACCUUGAUUUGAAGAGUACAGACCGGUUACUUUGUAGUGUCUCUCAUUUCAGGCCUAUAUAAUGUUUCCUUGUGAAGAGAUGCCAGUUACACAUUCUUAGGAGGAAUACCUCAGAAGUAUCUUUGUCCUUGUCAGUGCAUCAUAUCAGGGGACACAUGGAUUGUGUCCCCUGGAGGUGGUCUGCACCAGCAAGCAACAGCCAAUUGUUAAAAUUUCAGCCUGUUGUGAAACCAAUGGUGGUCUGAAAUUGGUCAUCAUGGGAGUUUUUGUAAUAUGUAUAAAUAUAUUUUAAGUAAGUUCCAGGCCCAACAUGGAGCUCAAACUCAUGACACUGAGGUUAAGAGUCAGCCAGGCAGCUGGGUCAUUGGAGGAAUUUUUACAUUACAGAAAUCAGCAAAUACAAAUCAGUGCGCACCCAGCCCCCGCCCCCCAGCCACUAGUUAAACAUUUAUCUGUAUACUGAGGCAUAUAAUGUCAAUCUGUCCCAUUGUGAUGAUGUUCACUUUAAUCACUUUGUUAAGGAAAUGUCUGCCAGGAUUUGACACUGUAAAACUUUCUACUUUGUGAUUAAUAAAUAUUUAAUGGGGAGACACUUUAACUCUAUGUAAACAUCUUAUUCCUCAUCAAAUCUUUAACCCAUUAGUUUUUGCAGUCACUGAAGAUUAUCAUCUGAAUCUUCUACUGCUCCAAUCAUCACUGUUCCACUUAAUCAUUGCUGUGUAACAAAUUAUCUCGAAACUUAAUGGCUUAAGAAAGAAUAUAAAUUUGCUAGCUCCUACAGGUUUUGUGGGUCAGGGAUUUGGAAAGGGACCAGCUAGGCAGUUCUAGUUUCGGGGUCUCUCAUGAGGUUGCAGUCAAAAUGGUGGUGGAGCUGCAGCAACUGGGGGCUGGCCAGACAUCUUGUUUCUACACAAUCUCAGGGCUCAGCCAUGGAGUGUCCACAUCAGCCCGUGUGGGUGGCUCAUGUGUGCGAGGAGGCCAAAGGCUUCAAGAGUAAGUGUUCAGGUAGU
This is a messenger RNA of Panthera uncia (snow leopard), 4378 nucleotides long. RefSeq names its product adenosine deaminase 2 (gene ADA2). The transcript is spliced from 11 exons. Gene Ontology annotation, molecular function: adenosine deaminase activity. The record is from RefSeq and is a predicted model, not a curated record. Lineage: Eukaryota; Metazoa; Chordata; Mammalia; Carnivora; Felidae. Gene Ontology annotation, biological process: adenosine catabolic process; inosine biosynthetic process. Bases 847 to 2394 code for a protein of 515 amino acids.